Molecule: messenger RNA, 291 nt
Organism: Trichoderma breve
Lineage: Eukaryota; Fungi; Ascomycota; Sordariomycetes; Hypocreales; Hypocreaceae
Exons: 4
Coding region: 1-291 (96 amino acids)
Biological process (GO): proton motive force-driven ATP synthesis
Source: RefSeq, a predicted model, not a curated record
AUGAGCUUCGUCACUCGCCGAGCGCUUUCCACGCUCAUUCCCCCCAAGGCAAUCGGUGCUGCUCCUGACGCUCUGCGCAUGCAGCGUGUCGUCAGCUUCUACGAGAAGCUUCCCCGGGGUGCCGCCCCCGAGAUCAAGGGCAAGGGUCUUCUCGGACGCUACCAGGCCAAGUACUUUGGCAAGAACGCCUCUGCUACUCCUAUCGUGCACGCCCUGCUCUUCCUGAUCGGCAUCGGUUACGCUCAAAACUACUACUUCCACCUGCGUCACCACAAGAACAAUGCCCACUAA